Messenger RNA from Sinocyclocheilus anshuiensis, 1064 nucleotides. RefSeq names its product tetraspanin-2-like. Lineage: Eukaryota; Metazoa; Chordata; Actinopteri; Cypriniformes; Cyprinidae. The coding region runs from base 1 to 588 and encodes 195 amino acids. Gene Ontology annotation, cellular component: plasma membrane. The record is from RefSeq and is a predicted model, not a curated record. The transcript has 8 exons.
AUGGGCACCAUACUUUCGGGCUCACUGGUGUUGGCUGUGGGAUUAUGGUUGAGGUUUGACCCAGACAUGACCAGCCUCUUAGCCGAAAAUGAUGCCCCUGAGCACUUCUUCAUUGCGGUGUACAUCCUGAUCGGAGCAGGAGGUGUCAUGAUGCUGGUGGGGUUCUUCGGCUGCUUUGGGGCCGUGAGGGAGUCACAGUGUCUUCUGGGAUCGUUCUUCGCUUGCCUUCUUGUAAUUUUUGGCGCAGAGGUCGCUGCUGGAGUCUUUGGCUUUCUGAAUAAGGAUAAGAUCAUUCAGGAUGUCCAAAAGUAUUACCAGUCUGCUAUGGAAAAUGGCAACGUGACCGCUAUUACUUCCAUGUAUCACGAAAUGUUUGAAUGUUGCGGCACUGAGUCCUCUCACCCUCCUGAUCUGUGCACUGAUGACAGUCCUGACACGUAUUGUGACAAAGCAAUAGAAGACUUCUAUAAAGAAACACUCUUCAUAAUCGGAUACGUUGGCAUCGGCAUUGCUGGAAUUAUGAUAAUUGGCAUGAUCUUCAGCAUGGUUCUAUGCUGCGCCAUUCGGAACAGCAGAGAAAUUAUUUAGGUUCCUCAAGCUUCCCCUCUCACCCAGUUGGGCUGUUUCAAAGCCCACUGUCUUUGACCUCAUCAGACCAUCACAUUCAGGCUCGGGAAGCGGGUGGAGGAGCUCCCGUGAGACAGUGUGGGUCUUGUGGUACUGUUUUGUGAUCAGCGUUCUAUCUCUGAUGGUUUCUGUCUUUUCUGCUCCUUGCAUUGACGAUGACCUCCACUGCAUGGACUGCUACUGUAACUGCAUUAACCUUUACAUUUAUUUUGUCUUCAAUGAUUUAUUACCGAAUCAUCACAAGGAGAAUCUUCAGUGUACAUCUCGCUUUUUUCAAACUUGGUCUCACUUAAUAGAUAGUUCUUGAGUUACCAGUUAAGAAUGAAUGAAACGGACAUUUACUUGCUGGUGUAAAUAAGCUCUCUGAUGCAUCACUGAUCAACUACUUUUCAUGUUAUUUAUUGUGUGAACUAGACCAGUGGCCUCAUUUAUAAAGC